Messenger RNA from Ceratotherium simum simum (southern white rhinoceros), 3408 nucleotides. Lineage: Eukaryota; Metazoa; Chordata; Mammalia; Perissodactyla; Rhinocerotidae. The record is from RefSeq and is a predicted model, not a curated record.
CAAGAUGGCGGCCUCCAUGUGCGACGUGUUCUCCUUCUGCGUGGGCGUGGCGGGCCGGGCCCGGGUCGCCGUGGAAGUCCGCUUUGUGAGCAGCGCCAAGGGAAAGGGGCUGUUUGCCACCCAGCUGAUCCGGAAGGGGGAGACCAUCUUCGUAGAACGGCCCCUAGUGGCUGCACAGUUUCUCUGGAAUGCACUGUAUCGCUACCGAGCUUGCGACCACUGCCUUCGGGCACUGGAGAAGGCAGAGGAGAAUGCCCAGAGGCUGACCGGGAAACCAGGCCAGGUGCUGCCUCACCCUGAGCUGUGCACCGUGCGCAAAGACCUCCACCAGAGCUGUCCCCACUGCCAGGUGAUGUACUGCAGUGCAGAAUGUCGGCUGGCAGCUGCUGAGCAGUACCAUCAGGUCCUGUGCCCAGGCCCCUCCCAGGAUGACCCCCUGCAUCCUCUCAAUAAGCUGCAGGAAGCAUGGAGGAGUGUUCACUACCCCCCUGAGACUGCAAGCAUCAUGUUAAUGGCCCGGAUGGUGGCCACAGUGAAGCAGGCUAAGGAUAAGGAUCGUUGGAUCAGGCUCUUCUCCCAGUUCUGUAAUAAAACAGCAAAUGAGGAGGAGGAAAUUGUCCACAAACUCCUGGGGGACAAAUUCAAGGGCCAGCUGGAACUUCUGCGGAGACUCUUCACAGAGGCCCUUUAUGAGGAAGCACUCAGCCAGUGGUUCACUCCAGAUGGAUUCCGGUCUCUCUUUGCUCUUGUUGGGACCAAUGGCCAAGGAAUUGGGACCAGCUCCCUGAGCCAGUGGGUCCAUGCCUGUGACGCUCUGGAGCUGAAGCCUCAGGACCGCGAGCAGCUGGAUGCCUUCAUUGACCAGCUGUACAAGGACAUCGAGGCAGCAACUGGCGAGUUCCUUAACUGUGAAGGAUCUGGCCUCUUUGCGCUCCAGAGCUGCUGCAACCACAGCUGUGUCCCCAAUGCAGAGACCUCCUUCCCAGAAAACAACUUCCUUUUGCAUGUCACUGCCCUGGAGGAUAUUAAGCCAGGAGAGGAAAUCUGUAUCAGCUACUUAGACUGCUGUCAGCGGGAGCGCAGCCGCCACAGCCGCCACAAGAUCCUCAGGUGCCAGCUGGGGACGUGGGAGAACUAUCUGUUUGUCUGUUCCUGCCCCAAAUGCCUGGCAGAGGCUGAUGAACCCAAUGUGACCUCAGAGGAGGAGGAGGAUGAAGAGGAGGAGGAAGGAGAACCAGAAGAUGCAGAGUUGGGGGAUGAGAUGACUGAUGUAUGAUGUUGCCCUACCUGGAAGGGGCCCUACCGCAGACCCUGCCAGAAAAGGUGGCCUUCCCGCAGAGAAGAGGCUUGGAAGGAACUCCCCACUCCCGUUGCCUGCUUUCCCCCAAUUCCAGCUAUUUCUGCUGGAGGGUAGGACAGAGGCUGGAUCCUAGGCCCUCCACGCCCCCAGUAGACCUCAUGACCUGGACACUGCUGCUGAGUGGCUCAGGCUCUGCGCUGUCACUGAGCCUCUCAGAACUGGCCUCCCCGCUGGCCUCUGCUCCAGGGUGUGAGCGGCUGGAACCAAGGUCAGGGCCUAACAGUGUUUCUUCCCCUUGGCUCCAUGGCCACGCUUAUCCAUCCACCUGAGGCUUCACCCCUCUCCACUUGCUAGGAGGGGGUAACAAAGUGGCAAUCUGACCUCACUGAAGAAGAAAGGAGAGGGGGUGAGACACCCUCACCUUCCUCCCCACCUCCCUCCCUCAUAGCUGAUAAGGCAACUGUCUGACCACUAGCACAGCUGGGAGAGGCAGGAAGGAAGAACCAGGCCUCCAGAGCAUCUUCCCUAAGGCUCUCCGCCAGGGAACAUGGAACUAGGGGUAUUACCUCUCUCUCCCCACAUCCCUACCCCCAGCACUUGGACAUCGGGGGGAGUGGAGAUUCACGCCUUCCCCAGACUCCAGAAUCUCUGUACUUUGUGCCUUGCCCCUCAGGCGCUGGCACAGUGGCUGGCCCCGUGGGGUACAGAAGAGGCCUCUGCCUCCCUCAGGAGGGUCAUGUGGGGGACCAUCACCUCUUCCUCACAGCCUCUUCCCAUUGAGGAUUGUAGCAGGACAGCUGACACCUGGGGGAUGACAGGCCUAUGCUCCUUAAUGUAGGGUGCUCUAGAAUCUUCCCUGAACCUGUUUAACAUGGGUCAGUGAGGGGCUUUCCUGGCCUCUCCAUGUUUGGGGUCUCCACAGAGGAAUGUUGAAGUCUUCCAGAAACCUAGAGGAGCUACGCUAGAUACUCUGAGAUUAGCCCUGACUUUGUCCCCCUCCCACAGAUUAGCACUACCCCUCACUCUUGGGUUGGAUGCUGUGGGAAUUAUAACCCAUCACUCGCAAUUCCUUUCUGCCUACCUUACCUGAGGGGUCUGCCAUGUCCCUCUGCUGUGGGAUCCCAGGGAGGGUAGGUGCUCACCCCACAGGCACUUUCCUGGAUCUUGAGCAGGUGGAGUCUGCCGGUCUGGCCUAUUGGGUUCUUACUCCUUCACAGCAGUCAGCAUCCUCCCACCCCUGCCUGUGCACUAUUCUCAAUAAAAUGUGAGUAGUGACAGGCCUCUGCAGGAAUGCUUUGUGGAGAAUGGCUUGACAAGCUCCCUGGAGCACACAGCCGUCAUGCAGGUGCUGCAAAGGCACAUAGGUUAGACCAGGUGAAGGCAGGAGAUGGGAACUCCAGCUUCCCAGUUCGGGCUCCUCUCUGGUCUCGUCCAUACUCUGCUGUGCAAAUGUUUCCAAAGUCCAAGAGCAAGGGUCCUCUGAGGCCCAGUAUGGAUCCCCAGCACCAGCCUCUGAAUCUUCUCCCCCUGGGGACUGAACUAUGGUUUCCUGAGUUCUUGAGCAGGAGGCUGUGUUGGGAUCUAAGAUGAGCAGCCCGAGCGCUGGUCCUAGGGGACCUUGAGCAAGUCAUUUAUCCUCUCUCGGCCUCAAUUACCUCCCUUCAACACAAGGGCAUGGAACCAGAUGAGUGAGUUUGGAGGCCCCUCCCGCCCCUGUGUGCUCUUAUUCUAGGACACAGUUGCAACCCUGAUGAGAGGCUUUAUUGCUAAAAAGUCAGUGAGGGUUUAUUAAGUCCUCAAACACCAGCUCCUUAAACCACUCCAGCAACUGCUGUGAAGGACAUUGCGAGGAAACUCUGGGUUGGGUUGGAGCCAGGUGGGAUGUGACAGGCCACAGGUGGCUCUCAGGCCACCUGUGUUUAGCCCCUUUUGUUCCAGAUUCUAGCCAAGAAGGCCUGGGCCUGGCUCUUGCCUCUUCCCAUACGAUGAGACACAUUUGGGGGCCCUGGGGACAGGAAGGCCUUAGCUUCCUUUAGCCUAGCCAAGGCCCAAGCCUUUUUCCUCUACCUGGCUCCACCUGUCCCCAAAUGCUAUCCCCAAAUCCCAAA